AUGUACGGCUCCGGCUCACAGACCGGUGUCUCGACACCCCGUUCUCAAGCUGUUUCUCGCCCUCUUAUCCUUUCGCACGGCUCUCUCGAGUACUCGUUUUUAAUACCCACUGCUCUCCACUUCAGCGCUUCGCAACUCAAGGAUGCCUUCAUCGCCACUCUCCCUACACCUACAGAUGAGCUUGCUCAGGACGAUGAGCCUUCAUCCGUCACCGAGCUUGUAGCUCGCUACAUUGGCUUCGUCGCCCGCGAGGCCGACGAGGGCGAUGACCCGGGCUCCUACGAGGAGGUGCUCAAGCUCGUUCUCCACGAGUUCGAGCGUGCAUUCCUCCGCGGAAAUGAGGUCCACGCCAUUGCUGCUUCUCUUCCCGGCAUCUACGAGAAGAAGCUCGUCACUGUUCAGUCGUACUACGCCGCCAGAGCUGCCGUCAGCAGGCCGAUCAAGUCUCACGAGUCGGCUCUGUUGCGCGAGGCCGCUGAUGAGAACGCCUUCAUCUACGCUGUUUUCGGUGGCCAGGGCAACAUCGAGGAGUACUUUGAGGAGUUGAGAGAAAUCUACACCACCUACCCCUCAUUUGUCGAGGACUUUGUCACCGCAGCAGCUGCGCACCUGCAGACACUUUCCAGAGAGCCUCAGGUUCAGAAGCUCUACCCCAAGGGUCUGGACGUCAUGCGCUGGCUGCACAACAAGGACGCUCAGCCUGACGUUGACUACCUUGUUUCAGCACCCGUCAGUCUGCCCCUGAUCGGUCUUACACAGCUCGCACACUUUGUUGUUACUUGCAGAGUCCUCGGCACCCACCCUGGAAACGUGCGCGACAGACUGAGUGGUACCACUGGUCACUCUCAGGGUGUCGUGACUGCUGCAGCCAUUGCGGCUUCUAAGAGUUGGGAAUCUUUCGACAAGGCUUCAAGAGAUGCUCUCUCGAUUCUGUUCUGGAUCGGUUCGCGCAGUCAGCAGGCAUACCCCCGUACCUCGCUGGCUCCCUCGACCCUCCAGGACUCAAUCGACAGCGGCGAGGGUACCCCCACCCCUAUGCUCUCCAUUCGCGACCUCACCCGCGAGGCUGUUCAGACUCAUAUUGAUGCCACCAACCAACAUCUUCCCGAAGACCGCCACAUCGCCAUCUCGCUUGUCAACAGCGCUCGCAACUUCGUCGUUACCGGUCCUCCCAUGUCUCUGUAUGGUCUGAACCUUCGUCUUCGCAAGGUCAAGGCUCCUACCGGUCUCGACCAAACCCGUAUCCCCUUCACCGACCGCAAGGUCCGCUUUGUCAGCCGUUUCCUGCCCAUCACCGCCCCUUUCCACAGCAAGUACCUCGCAGAGGCAGACACCCACCUCCAACAAGACCUCAAGGACAUUGUCAUCCCCAGCUCUGACUUGGGCAUUCCUCUUUACGACACCAACACUGGCAAGGAUAUCAGCCAGGAACCCACCGACAACAUUGUUCCCCAGCUUGUGCGCAUGAUCACUCAAGACUCGGUCAACUGGGAGACUGCCACCGUUUUCCCCAGAGCUACCCACGUCCUCGACUUUGGUCCUGGAGGUAUUUCCGGUCUCGGUGUUCUCACCAACCGCAACAAGGAUGGUACUGGUGUCCGCGUUAUCCUUGCUGGCACCAUGGAUGGUACCAACGCCGAAGUUGGCUACAAGCCCGAGAUCUUCGAUCGCGACGCCGAACAUGCCGUCAAGUACGCUGUCGACUGGGUCAAGGAGCACGGUCCCAAGCUUGCCCGUACUUCGGCUGGCAAGACCUUCGUUGACACCAAAAUGAGUCGCAUGCUCGGUCUUCCUCCAGUCAUGGUUGCUGGUAUGACCCCUUGCACUGUCCCUGCCGAGUUCGUUGCCGCAACCAUGAACGCUGGUUACGAAAUCGAACUUGCUGGUGGUGGUUACUUCACCGACGCAAAGAUGACUGCAGCCAUUGCCGAGAUUGAAAAGAACAUCCCAGCUGGCCGUGGUAUCACAAUCAACCUGAUCUACGUCGCCCCUCACGCUAUGGCAUGGCAGAUUCCCAUGAUUGCCAGACUACGUGCUGACGGUGUUCCAAUUGAUGCUCUGACUAUCGGUGCUGGUGUUCCUUCCGUCGAGGUCGCCAACGAGUACAUCCGUACCUUGGGCAUUAAGCGCAUCUCUUUCAAGCCCGGCUCAGUUGAGGCCAUCCAGUCGUGUAUCAACAUCGCCAAGGCCAACCCUGGUUUCCCUGUGAUCAUGCAGUGGACCGGUGGUCGUGGUGGUGGUCACCACUCGUUCGAGGACUUCCACCAGCCCAUGUUCCAGAUGUACGGCAGAAUCCGCAAGUGCCCCAACCUUGUCCUCGUUGCUGGAAGUGGUUUCGGUGCUGCCGAGGACACCUACCCUUACUUGACUGGUCAAUGGGCAAGCAAGUUUGGCUACCCUCCCAUGCCUUUCGACGGUGUUCUGUUCGGUAGUCGUGUCAUGGUCGCCAAGGAGGCCAAAACCGCCCCUGCUGCCAAGCAGGCUAUCGUUGACGCUCCUGGUCUUGACGAUGCCGACUGGGAGAAGACCUACAAGGGACCUGCUGGCGGUGUCAUUACAGUCCGCUCCGAGAUGGGCGAGCCUAUCCACAAGCUCGCCACUCGUGGUGUCUUGUUCUGGGCCGAGAUGGACCAGAAGAUCUUCUCUCUUGACAAGGCCAAGCGUAUUCCUGAGCUCAAGAAGAACCGUGACCACAUCAUCAAGAAGCUCAACGACGACUUUCAAAAGGUGUGGUUCGGUCGCAACUCUGCCGGUGUUUCUGUCGAUCUCGAAGACAUGACCUAUGGUGAAGUUGUCCGCCGCAUGGUCGAGUUGAUGUACGUCAAGAAGGAGAAGCGCUGGAUCGAUCCUUCUCUCGCUAGACUUACCGUCGACUUCAUCCGUCGUGUCGAGGAGCGUCUUACUACUACUGCCAACAAGAGCUCGCUCAUCCAGAACUACUCUGAGAUGAACGAACCCUUCGAGGUUGUUGAGAAGUUCCUUGCCGCUUAUCCUGAAGCCGACAAGCAGCUCAUCAACGCUCAGGAUGUCCAGCACUUCAUCCAGCUCUGUCAGCGCCGCGGCCAGAAGCCUGUGCCAUUCGUGCCUGCCCUCGACGCUAGCUUCGAGUUCUUCUUCAAGAAGGAUUCGCUGUGGCAGUCUGAGGAUCUCGCAGCCGUUGUCGGCGAGGAUGUCGGCAGAACCUGUAUUCUUCAGGGUCCCAUGGCCGUCAAGUACUCUACCAAGGUUGACGAGCCUAUCAAGGAAAUUCUUGACGGCGUGCACGAGGGCCACAUUAAGUACCUGCUCAAGGAUGUCUACGGUGACGAUGAGUCUAAGAUCCCUGUCGUCGAGUACUUCGGUGGAAAGCUCCUCGAGGCCAGCGACGAGAUCGAUGUUGAGGGUUUGACUGUUUCUGAGCUCAACAACAAGGUCAUCUACCGCCUCUCUGCAUCUCCUAGCGCAGCCCUGCCCAAGGAAGACUCGUGGAUGUCUCUGCUCGCUGGUAAGACCUACUCUUGGAGACACGCUUUCUUCACUGCAGACGUUUUCGUCCAAGGUCAGAGAUUCUACACCAACCCCAUGCACCGCAUCUUCGCACCUGCUCCUGGUAUGAUGGUCGAGGUCAACUACCCCAACGAUCCCAGCAAGACCGUCAUCACUGUCAAGGAGCCUACCUCAAGCGGCAAGUUCGUACAGACCAUCGAGGUUGGACCCAUGGUCAACAACGAGAUCACUGUCCAGCUUAUUGAGGACCGCUCUGCCACCAACUCGGCUGUUGCUCUGCCCUUGAAGUUCACCUACCACCCUGAGACUGGCUACGCCCCUAUCAGAGAAGUCAUGGAGGCUCGCAACGACCGUAUCAAAGAGUUCUACUACAAGAUCUGGUUCGGUGAUGCCGAUGUUCCUUUCGACACCCCUGUCACCUCGCGCUUCGACGGUGGCAGAGCUACUGUUACUAGCGAGGCCAUUAACGACUUCGUCCAUGCAGUUGGUAACACUGGCGAAGCUUUCGUCGACCGUCCCGGCAAGGAGGUCUUCGCUCCCAUGGAUUUUGCCAUCGUUGUUGGAUGGAAGGCUAUCACUAAGCCCAUCUUCCCUCGCAAGAUUGACGGUGAUCUUCUUAAGCUUGUUCACCUUUCGAACGGCUUCCGCAUGAUCCCUGGCGCUGCUCCUUUGAAGAAGGGCGAUGUCCUCGAUACCACUGCUGAGGUCAACGCUGUCAUCAACCAGGCCUCUGGUAAGAUGGUCGAGGUUUGCGGUACCAUCACCCGUGACGGCAAGCCCGUCAUGGAGGUCACCAGUCAGUUCUUGUACCGCGGUGCAUACACCGACUUCGAGAACACCUUCCAAAGAAAGACUGAGAAGCCCAUGCAGAUCACUCUUGCUACAAGUAAGGAUGUUGCAGUCCUCCAGUCGAAGGAGUGGUUCCGUCUCGAGGACACUGAGAUUGAUCUUCUCGGCCAGACUCUCACUUUCCGCCUGCAGAGUCUUGUUCGCUACAAGAACGAGAACGUCUUCAGCACCGUCGAGACUGUUGGUCAGGUUGAGAUUGAGUUGCCUAGCAAGGAGAUCAUUCAGCUCGCCUCGGUUGAGUACGAAGCCGGUGUCUCUCACGGUAACCCCGUCAUUGACUACCUGGAGCGUAAUGGCUCUGCCAUCGACCAGCCUGUCAACUUCGAGAACCCUAUUCCCUUGAACGGCAAGACNCCUCUCGAGCUCAAGGCACCUGCAUCUAACGAGACCUACGCCAAGGUUUCGGGCGAUUACAACCCCAUUCACGUUUCUCGUGUCUUCUCCAAGUACGCUAACCUUCCCGGCACUAUCACUCACGGCAUGUACUCUAGUGCUGCCGUCAGAAGCUUGGUCGAGACUUGGGCUGCUGAGAACAAUGUCGGCCGCGUCCGCAGCUUCCACGUCAACCUCGUGGGCAUGGUUCUUCCCAACGACACCAUCCAAGUCAGCUUGCAACACAUCGGUAUGGUCUCUGGUCGCAAGAUCAUCACUGUUGAGGCACGCAACAAGGAGACCGAGGACAAGGUCCUCAUCGGUGAGGCAGAGGUCGAGCAGCCUGUUUCCGCCUACGUCUUCACUGGCCAAGGUUCUCAGGAACAGGGUAUGGGUAUGGAGCUGUACGCAAGCAGCCCUGUCGCUAAGGAGGUCUGGGACAGAGCAGACAAGCACUUCCUUGACAACUAUGGUAAGCAAAUUCUGACUAUCAACAAACGUGCAUCGCUAACAAAUUACNNAGGUUUCGCCAUUACCAACAUUGUCAAGAACAACCCCAACGAGAUGACUGUUCACUUCGGUGGACCUCGUGGUAAGGCCAUUCGUCAAAACUACAUGUCGAUGACCUUCGAGACCGUCAGCGCCGAUGGAAGCAUCAAGUCAGAGAAGAUCUUCAAGGAGAUCAACGAGACCACCACAUCGUACACCUACCGCUCACCAACUGGUCUGCUGUCGGCUACCCAAUUCACUCAGCCUGCACUUACUCUUAUGGAGAAGGCCUCCUUCGAGGAUAUGCGCUCUAAGGGUCUCGUUCAGCGUGACAGCAGUUUCGCUGGUCACUCUCUUGGAGAGUACUCUGCUCUCGCUGCCAUGGCCGAGGUCAUGCCUAUUGAGAGUUUGGUGUCGGUUGUGUUCUACCGUGGUCUGACCAUGCAAGUCGCUGUCGAGCGUGACGAGGCUGGCCGCUCAAACUACUCUAUGUGCGCUGUCAAUCCUUCGCGUAUCGGCAAGACUUUCACCGAGCAGGCUCUGCAAUACGUUGUCGAGAAUAUCGCAGAGACCACCACAUGGCUUCUGGAGAUCGUCAACUACAACAUCGCCAACAUGCAGUACGUCGCUGCUGGUGACCUUCGUGCGCUCGACUGUCUGGCCAACGUCCUCAACUACCUCAAGGUGCAGAAGAUCGACAUUCAAUCAUUGAUGCAGACCAUGUCCCUUGAAGACGUCAAGGGCCACCUCGUUGAGAUCAUCAAGGGAUGCGCAGAGCAGACCGAGGCCAAGCCCAAGCCUCUUGACCUCCAGCGUGGUUUCGCCACAAUUCCUCUCAAGGGUAUUGAUGUGCCAUUCCACAGUACCUUCCUGCGUUCGGGUGUCAAGCCCUUCCGCUCCUUCUUGCUCAAGAAGAUCAACAAGACAAGUAUCGACCCUAGCAAGCUCGUUGGCAAAUACAUUCCCAACGUCACUGCCAGGCCAUUCGAAAUCACCAAGGAGUACUUCGAGGACGUGUACCGCCUGACCAACUCACCCAAGAUUGGCAACAUUCUGGCCAACUGGGAGAGUUACGUUAACGAUGAUGGCAGCAAGCCCGCUCCCACCGCAUAG
Messenger RNA from Aureobasidium vineae, 6309 nucleotides. The record is from the annotation of a GenBank genome assembly. NCBI's taxonomy places the organism in Eukaryota, Fungi, Ascomycota, Dothideomycetes, Dothideales, Saccotheciaceae.